UUCUGAGCUGGCGGCAUAACGAAGGGAUCUCCCAGUCUCUACCCUGGAGGACCUCAGGGAGGGCCAACUCGAGGACUUCAGGCCUGCACUCAGCUCCUGGUGAAGCCGGGAUACAGAAAAAUCAGGAUACAAAAAACCCAACUGUCUGAACCUCAUGGACCUGCGUGUCAGUUUGUUGCGCAAGGACUUUGCCUUGGAUGUGAAGCUCAAAACACUGCAAAAACACCACUUGCUCGACGUGGCCGAAGACCUUGCCGCUGAUAUUGGGCAGCAUUUUAUUGAGCGGUUUCGCUCCAUCCUGAUCCAGAGGACCCGGGAGGUGAAUAGCGUCCUGGAUGAUCUCCGCACAGACAUCCUGAGCCAGGAGCAGUACGAUGCCAUCCGCAGCAAGGGCACCAAGCAGGAGCAGAUGCGCGAGUUGUACGACCUGCUGCCGGGCUGGGAUCAGGAGAGAAAGGACCGGGUCUACAAGACGCUGAAGAAACAUAACAAGUCUCUCAUUCGGGAGCUGCGCGGGAAAUAACAGAGGGGCUUGUUACAACUGAUGCUGCAACCUGCACAAAUGUCCAUUGGAUUAGUGCUAGCAUGGAGUUUGGAGCACUGGCUUCCAGUGGGGUGGGGUGGGGAUGUAACUGGGAAACCAAAAGUUCACAGGAAGUGGAAGAGAAAUGGUGGGGAGGGGAAGGAAGGCUGAGAUGCUGUAAGGCAGCCCUUGUGAGGGGUAAAAUUAAAGAUAGAGGAAAGAAUUAAUCAAUCAUUAAAGGGAAAGCAAAUGAAAGAAAGUCUCAUUUUGAAGAAUUAGGAUUGCCAAGUAAGGGGUUGGGAGGGGGUGGUCAUGUUUGCAAGGGAUGUAGGGUGUAGUAAGGAAAGGCACUUCUGGGGAGCUAUUGCCUCUGCCUUGGGAAGGAAAACUCAGCAGAUGCCAAGUCUGUUGGUUGUCAUGACCCAAAGGUAUGAUUCUGUGUGUGCUUCGGCACCAGAAUUAUCCCCGCCAGCUUGCAGCUUCGUUGCACAGUGGAGUUUUCUGCUGCAGAGGAGAACCCCGGUGCAAGGAAGAGU
Alligator sinensis (Chinese alligator) is the source of this 1059-nucleotide messenger RNA. Its product is annotated as apoptosis-associated speck-like protein containing a CARD. Gene Ontology annotation, biological process: innate immune response; inflammatory response; regulation of apoptotic process. Bases 155 to 523 code for a protein of 122 amino acids. The record is from RefSeq and is a predicted model, not a curated record. Lineage: Eukaryota; Metazoa; Chordata; Crocodylia; Alligatoridae. The transcript is spliced from 2 exons.